UGUCAAAAUAAAAACGCGUUUUAACUUCGUAUUGCCAUGGUUUUAUCUUCGGGUUAAGCGUGAAUUCAUCAAGCGUUAACCACGCUGUUUUUCCUGAAUUAGUAUAAUAAUAUGACCAAAUAUUCAUAAAUAUGGCUGAUUUAAAUAAUUUAUUUGACUGUUUCGAAGAUCCAUCAUCAAGUGAAGUCGCCAUUCAAUUGCCCAAUCUUGAAAGUGAUAAACAGGAUAUUAAAGCAGAGCUAACACCAGCCAAGAAAAGGCCACACGAAGAAGUUGAAUAUGCAGAUACAGAAAUCAAGCCAGAAGAUAAUAAAAAAAUCAAAACAGAUGAAGAAGAAAUUGAAACAAUAGGGGACUUAAAAUUGGAUCUAGCCAACUCACGUAUUGUGAUACACACAUUGGAAACCCAUGAAGGGUGUACUCAUGAGGUAGCAAUUCCACCAAAUCAUGAAUAUUCACCUUUGGUCCCGAUAUCUUCAGAGCCAGCUAAACAGUAUAGUUUUAUAUUGGAUCCCUUUCAAAAGGAAGCAAUCAUGUGUAUAGAUAAUUUGCAAUCUGUGCUUGUGUCAGCACAUACUUCUGCAGGAAAAACUGUUGUUGCAGAGUAUGCUAUAGCCUUGUCACUAAAGAAAAAACAGAGAGUUAUAUAUACCACACCAAUCAAAGCACUUUCAAAUCAGAAAUAUAGAGAGUUCUCUGAAGAGUUUCAUGAUGUUGGUUUGAUAACUGGUGAUGUGACAAUCAAUCCGUCUGCUUCAUGUCUUAUCAUGACAACUGAGAUUCUAAGGAAUAUGUUAUAUAGGGGAUCAGAAAUCAUGAGAGAGGUUGGGUGGGUUGUGUUUGACGAAAUCCACUACAUGAGAGAUAAAGAAAGAGGAGUUGUGUGGGAAGAAACUUUAAUCCUUCUCCCCGACAAUGUGCACUAUGUGUUCCUAUCUGCCACGAUACCGAAUGCACGUCAGUUUGCCGAAUGGGUGUGCCGUUUGCACUCGCAGCCUUGCCAUGUGGUAUACACCGAGUAUCGACCCACUCCUCUACAGCAUUACAUCUUCCCUGCUGGGGGCGAUGGUAUACAUCUUGUCGUUGAUGAGAAGGGUCAGUUCAAAGAGGAUAAUUUUAACACGGCAAUGGCUGUAUUAAGCAAUGCAGGUGAUGCAGGUAAAGGCGACCAACGCGGGCGGCGCGGAGGGCCCAAAGGGAACAAUAACACUAAUAUCUUUAACAUUGUCAAGAUGAUUAUGGAAAGGAAUUUCGCACCUGUUAUCAUAUUCAGUUUUAGUAAAAAGGACUGUGAGCUGUAUGCGAUGCAAAUGGCAAAAUUGGACUUUAACACCAUUGAAGAGAAGAAAUUAGUGGAUGAAGUGUUCAAUAAUGCGAUGGACGUAUUAACAGAGGAGGAUCGUAAAUUGCCGCAAGUGGAAAACGUAAUUCCAUUGCUGAGACGCGGCAUUGGUAUACAUCAUGGUGGUCUAUUGCCAAUACUCAAGGAAACGAUCGAGAUUCUCUUUGGUUUGGGUCUAAUAAAGGCACUUUUCGCGACAGAGACGUUUGCUAUGGGUCUCAACAUGCCGGCGAGAACUGUUGUGUUUACAAGUUGUCAAAAAUUCGACGGCAGAGAUUUUCGAUUUAUAACAUCAGGAGAAUACAUCCAAAUGUCUGGUCGUGCGGGCCGGCGUGGUCUAGACGACAAAGGAAUUGUGAUACUCAUGAUUGACCAGAAAGUAGCUCCAGCUACUGUGAAAGGCAUGGUGCAGGGUAAAGCUGAUCCUAUUAAUUCAGCAUUCCAUCUCACUUAUAAUAUGGUAUUGAAUUUAUUACGUGUAGAAGAAAUCAAUCCUGAAUAUAUGUUGGAGAGAAGUUUCUAUCAAUUCCAAAAUCAAGCCGCCAUUCCAGAUCUCAUAGAUAAGGUGAAAGCGAAACAAAAGGAAUAUGACUCGCUUAGCAUAGACGAAGAGAACUCGAUCGCUAGUUAUUGCAAUAUUCGCUCGCAAUUAGAUCUAUUGGGUGCACAGUUUAGGUCUUUUAUCACACGACCGGAGUAUCUUAAACCUUUCCUGCAACCGGGUCGACUUGUUAAGAUAAAAACAGAAAAGUAUGAAUACGACUGGGGCAUAAUAGUGAAUUUCCGGCACAAAACGGGCAAAGGCAAGAAAGGGCAAGACGAAAAUCCUCUCACAGCUGAUACAGUUAUACUAGUGGAUAUAUUGCUGCAUGUUAAAAAAGGGAAAGGGGAUGAACCAGAGAGCAACGCUCCAUGUCCACCGGGCGAGUCUGGAGAUGUGGAAGUAGUCCCAGUAUUGCAUACGCUAAUAUAUCAAAUAAGUUCGCUCCGUGUUUACUAUCCGAAGGAUCUAAGACCAUCCGAUAGCCGCAAAUCGGUUUUAAAAACGAUAAACGAAGUGAAAAAACGCUUCCCAGAAGGUCCGCCGCUAUUGAAUCCUAUAAAAGACAUGAAAAUUAACGAUUCCGUAUUCAAGGACUGCGUGGAUAAAAUAAAAAUUUUUGAAGACAGAUUAUAUGCCCACCCACUACAUAAAGACAAGAAUCGUGCAGCGUUAACGAGUGCAUAUGAGAAGAAGCAAGAAUUAUACGAAGAUCUGAAACAGGUGAAACAGGAGUUGCACAAAGCAAAGAGUAUACUGCAAAUGGACGAGUUGAAGAAACGGAAACGUGUGCUUCGACGAAUGGGAUAUUGUACGAUGGCUGAUGUUAUCGAGAUGAAGGGACGAAUCGCUUGCGAGUUGAGCAGCGCUGACGAGUUACUAUUGACUGAGUUGAUAUUCAACGGGGUUUUCAACAACCUGACGCCAGAGCAGAGCGCGUCGCUGGUCAGCUGCUUCGUGUGCGACGAGAACUCCACGCAAGCCUCCUCCACUGGCGAGGAGUUGCGCGGGGUACUUAGGCAGUUGCAGGAGUACGCGCGUCGCAUAGCCAAGGUGUCGAUCGACGCCAAAAUGGCGAUAGACGAGGACGAGUACGUGGGCAAGUUCAAGUGCACGCUCAUGGACGUGGUGCUCGCGUGGGCCAAGGGCGCCUCCUUCCUGCAGAUCUGCAAGAUGACCGACGUGUUCGAAGGAUCAAUAAUCCGCUGUAUGCGGCGUCUCGAGGAAGUGCUCCGGCAGCUGUGUCAAGCGGCUAAGAACAUUGGGAAUACUGACUUGGAGAAUAAGUUCAGUGAAGCGAUCAAAAUGUUGAAGAGAGACAUCGUUUUCGCCGCCAGUUUAUAUAUGUAGUUAAAGUAUAUAAUAUACGCAAUUUUACACUG
Molecule: messenger RNA, 3265 nt
Organism: Zerene cesonia (dogface butterfly)
Lineage: Eukaryota; Metazoa; Arthropoda; Insecta; Lepidoptera; Pieridae
Gene: Mtr4
Product: exosome RNA helicase MTR4
Exons: 18
Coding region: 132-3233 (1033 amino acids)
Biological process (GO): maturation of 5.8S rRNA; RNA catabolic process
Cellular component (GO): nucleus
Molecular function (GO): RNA helicase activity; ATP binding; RNA binding
Source: RefSeq, a predicted model, not a curated record